This is a messenger RNA of Talaromyces atroroseus, 1083 nucleotides long. RefSeq lists its product as hypothetical. Bases 1 to 1083 code for a protein of 360 amino acids. The transcript has a single exon. The record is from RefSeq and is a predicted model, not a curated record. Lineage: Eukaryota; Fungi; Ascomycota; Eurotiomycetes; Eurotiales; Trichocomaceae. Gene Ontology annotation, molecular function: nitronate monooxygenase activity.
AUGUCUCAAACAUUACAUAUUGCGAAGAACCUCGCAUCGCGGUACCCAUGGGUUGCAAAGCCUUUCCUUGUCAGCGCUCCGAUGCGUGUCAUGUCCGGCCCAGCAUUGGCAGUUGCAGUCUCUGGCGCCGGCGGCCUGGGAUUUAUUGGACCAGGCCUGAAAACCCAGGAUACCCUGGCAGAUUUGCAGGAAGCGUCGUCUUUAAUCAGUAAAUCAAACCUGUUGUCGACUGCCUUUUCAACAAUUUCCGACUCCGCCGAUCGGCCGCUGCCUAUUGGCAUUGGCUUUCAGCUAUGGAAUGACGAUGUCGAGGUCGCCGCUAAGGCUGUGAAGGAGUUUAAACCUUGCGCUGCCUGGCUUUUUGCUCCUAGAGACGGCCAGAAAGACCUGGAUAGCUGGUCGCUUGAGAUCCGCACGGCGUCGCCUCAGACGCAAAUAUGGAUUCAGAUAGGGACAUUAGCCGAGGCACGAGAACUUAUCCGCAGCUCUGAGCUGCCAGAUGUAAUUGUGGUCCAGGGUGCAGAAGCCGGCGGCCAUGGACGUGCCAGGGAUAGUCUGGGGCUUAUGUCUCUGUUACCAGAAGUGGCUGAUGCGAUUGAAGGAACUCAGAUUCCGUUGUUUGCUGCUGGAGGAAUUGCUGACGGAAGGGGCGUUGCCGCGGCUCUUUCUCUGGGUGCCUCUGGAGCUGUGAUGGGGACUCGUUUCCUUGCUGCCAGCGAAGCACGCAUCAGCCGUGGAUAUCAGCGUGAGGUUGUACGAGCCGAUGACGCCGCUGUCAGUACGGUGCGUACGCUGCUUUACAACCAUCUUCGAGGCACGUUCGGGUGGCCUGAGGAAUACAGUCCUCGCACUAUAAUCAACAAGUCGUAUCUUGAGCAACAGGAAGGGGUAUCAUUUGAGGAGCUUAAGAAGCGCCAUGAUGAGUCACAAAAGGCCGGUGAUCAUGGCUGGGGCCCAGAGGGAAGACUUGCAACAUACGCCGGAACGUCCAUCGGACUUAUCCACGAAGUUAAAGAUGCAGCUACAAUUGUUCGCGAUGUCCGGGAAGGUACUGCAAAACGGAUUGCUGCGCUCGGCGAUUAG